AUGGGAAAACUCGCCGAGCAGGCGGAAUGCUAUGAACUCGCCGAGCAGGCGGAAUGCUACGAGGAGAUGAUCCAGUUCAUGGAGCAGCUCGUAAGAUGCGCUACUCCGAGAGAGGAGCUCACCAUUGAGGUGAGGAAUCUGCUCUCAGUUGCCUACAAGAACUUGAUCGGUUCUGUCUUCGAUUCACCAGCAGGAAAAAAGCAGGAAGAACGAGGAACACGUGGAUCUAAGGUGGAUUACAUAUCUAAGGUGGAGUUAGAGCUUUCCUCCAUAUGUUUUGGGUUCCUCAAGCUCUAUGACUCACAUCUGAUCCUGUCUGUGGCAGCGAGCGAGAUAAAGGUGUUUAACAUGAAAAAGAAGAAAGAUGAAGUGAUAACCGAUUACUGA
Molecule: messenger RNA, 387 nt
Organism: Eruca vesicaria subsp. sativa (arugula)
Lineage: Eukaryota; Viridiplantae; Streptophyta; Magnoliopsida; Brassicales; Brassicaceae
Source: the annotation of a GenBank genome assembly